Messenger RNA from Onychostoma macrolepis, 1737 nucleotides. Its product is annotated as KH homology domain-containing protein 4-like. Gene Ontology annotation, molecular function: RNA binding. The record is from RefSeq and is a predicted model, not a curated record. Bases 139 to 1629 code for a protein of 496 amino acids. The transcript has 14 exons. NCBI's taxonomy places the organism in Eukaryota, Metazoa, Chordata, Actinopteri, Cypriniformes, Cyprinidae. Gene Ontology annotation, cellular component: nucleus.
UGAAUAUAAGCGGCAGAAGAACGCACGCGUCACGUGACUUCCGCUCGAGGCCUCUCGCAGAGUGUGUUUGUGAGUCGAUGACCGAACUUUGGGUUUAAAGCUUCACAUCAGCGUCGGUUCGGUGUCCGGUGUCCCGCGAUGGCGUCUGGAUCACCGUGUGUGAACAGCCGGUGGGAUCGGCGUGAAGCGGAUGUUAUUCCGAGCGAGUCGUGUGUGUCCCGUGGCUCGUCGUCUGCAGACGCGUCUGGAGCUCCGCAGGGCGGCGUGGAGAUGGCGGCGGCGAUGGCGGCUAAAAUCAACGCCAUGCUGAUGGCCAAAGGCAAACUGAAGCCACUGCAGCCGCUGCCCAGUAAAGCGCCGCCCGCCGCUCCUCCUGUCGCUGCUGAGGAGCUCGUCGUGGCUGAAGUCGACAUAAACGACGUGCCGAUGGAGUGCAGGAACCUGCUGACCAAAGGCAAAACUCAUGACGAGAUCGGUCAGCUGAGCGGAGCGCUGGUGUCCACUAAAGGCCUGUACAUGAGCGACGCAGACGGGAGCAGCUGCGCAGGGGUGAGACCGCUGUAUCUGCAUGUGCAGGGCCGCCGUCAGGACGACGUCAACAAGGCCGUGGCCAGAAUAAAGCAGAUCAUCUCUGAGGACGUCCUGCGCUCGUCCGGAGGACAGCAGCCCGCCGUGAUGCCCACCGUCCCAGUGUACCGUCAGACCGUCAGCACCGUCCCUGGACACAAGCCGGCCCCGCCGCACACGGGGAGUUUUGUGCACACUAAGAUCUUUGUAGGCCUGGAGCAAUCGCAGCCGUCCUUUAAUGUGAGGGAGUGUGUGGAGGGGCCCUCCGGCUCGUACCUGCAGCACAUUCAGUCUGAGACCGGCGCUCGUGUCUUCCUCCGAGGCAGAGGCUCCGGAUACAUCGAGCAGGCGUCCCGCCGCGAGUCCUUCGAGCCACUCUAUCUGUACAUCAGCCACCCGAACGCCGCUGGCCUGGACGCAGCCAAGAAGCUGUGCGAGAAUCUCCUGGACACGGUGCGGGCGGAUCACGCACGGAUCAUGUCGUCGUAUCCCUCCACAGCUUCUGCUCCAGUUUACCCGACACACAGUUACUCUGCAAAUAACAGCUACGGCGGUCAGUCGUGGUACGGCUACCCGAACUCCUAUCCCACGUACCCCAGUGCCUUCUGGGACAACUCCAGCGCAGCGAGCGGCCAAUCACAGCGGAGCAGCGGUGCGGUGCAGUAUCCGGUGUGCAAACAGAGCGGCUUCCUGCUGCAGGAUGAGGAUGCAGCAUCAGGUGGAGCGGACAGCGGCUCCAGUCCAAAGCAACACUCUGCAGAAGAGGAGCAGAAAACACAGAUCUCCACAGAUGUUUCCGUCAAGGACGUCAGUGCAGCAGACGACAGCAGGUCUUCAUGGCUCUGGACGUUGAUGCCACCGCCAGCAGCUCCAAUCAGAAAGAGACCGAGAGAAGAGACCUGCAGCAAAACCCUCACGCACACAGCUGAAGAACAGCUGAUGAUGAAGAAGAUGAAGAUUCCAGAAGACUGCAGCAGCUCCUCUGGACUCGUUCCGUACGGAGGAGAUUCGUCGGAUGAGGAGGAGGAGCGCAUGCGCAGCGGGAGUAAGAGCUCCAUCUAAACGCAUGUCUGUGCAGAACUGCAGCAUCAGACUUUUUAUUUGAUCACGUUUUAUUGGCAGGACUGAUGUGUAACUGUUCCUAUGGAAUAAUAAAAGAAAGAAACCCCA